Messenger RNA from Penicillium atrosanguineum, 1713 nucleotides. RefSeq names its product putative nonsense-mediated mRNA decay protein Upf3. Gene Ontology annotation, molecular function: mRNA binding. Gene Ontology annotation, cellular component: cytoplasm; nucleolus. The coding region runs from base 1 to 1713 and encodes 570 amino acids. Gene Ontology annotation, biological process: nuclear-transcribed mRNA catabolic process, nonsense-mediated decay; positive regulation of translation. The transcript has 2 exons. Lineage: Eukaryota; Fungi; Ascomycota; Eurotiomycetes; Eurotiales; Aspergillaceae. The record is from RefSeq and is a predicted model, not a curated record.
AUGACACAGCCCGGCAAACCGGCCGCCGGGGUGCUCCAGAUCCCCGCGGCGGCGACCCAGAAAGCCGGCGCACCAGCAAAGAAAGCUCCGAAGCCUCCGACACCGCGCCUGAAACUGCUGAUCCGUCGCUUGCCUCCGGGGCUCACGCAAGCGGAACUCGAAACCACCCUUGGGCAAGACUGGAAAGUCGGUGGAGGGAAGGUGGAUUGGCUGCAGUACAAGCCUGGCAAAGUGUCGAAAGAUCCUGCCAAACCGUCCCGUCCAUCCAGAGCCUACAUUCACGUCACUUCCAACGAACACAUCGCCCUACUGUCCGACCUGGUGCGCCAGACUUCAUUCCAAGAUGCUCGCAACACGACACAUGAUCCAGUGCUAUUGGGACCUCCGUCGUUAGAGUUCUCCCCCUAUGCGAAGACACCUGGAAGCCGCGUGCGCAAGGAUGCUCGCCAGGGCACGAUUGACCAAGAUCCCGACUUCAUUGCCUUCCUCGAAAGCUUGACACAGCCACUCACCAAGCCGGCCCUGGUGGAUUCGGCCGACCACGAUGACAAGAAGGAGACAGUGAUGACCACGCCUCUUGUGCAAUAUAUCAAGGAUAAAAAAGCGAGCAAGGCAAAGGACGGCUCCUCCUCGAAGUCAUCGAAACGAGCAGACAAGGAGUCCAAGCAGGAAAAGGUCCAGGCUAAGAAGCUCCUACAGCGACCUGAUAAAGAAGCUGCAGCCAAUUCAUCCGACCGAAAGACCAAGGGCGAUAAGCCGAGCAAGGAAUCCAGCAAGUCCGCCAAGCAGGCUGCAGCUGCUACAAAGACCGGAAAACAAAGCGCCUCCAACGCUUCCAAGGAGGCCUCCACUUCCGCUACGGAGAGAAAAAAGGAACGAGGCAAUGCCACCACCGCCACCAAAAUCUUACAACGCGAUCUUGGACUGUCACCUUCGCCUUCACCAUCCGGAGGCCGACGACGUGGUAAGGGCGGCUCCACCGAGACAGGAUCACCCAAGACCGAGGCCUCGCGGGAUUCCUCAGUGAUCGCAGCAGAGGGCAAGAAAGAGACUACUUCCAAGCCUCCCAAAGGUACACCAACAACAUCCAACUCAAGCAAGGCAAAGGGCCCCGAGUCCAAGACAUCAGAUGCUGCCGUGUCGACGACCAGCAAUACACUCUCAACCAAACCACCCAAAGCGGCCAAAAACAAGCCGGCGCCUCCCUCGAGACCGACCCUGGGGUCCACUCAGGCCUUCCUCAAGCACGCCAAUCCUUCUCAGGGUGUGACCGAAGCACUUUUGACCGCAGCGUUCACUCCAUUCGGCGCGUUGGCCAAGGUGGAAAUGGACAAGAAGAAAGGAUUUGGGUAUUUGGACUUUGUCGAGUCCGAGAGUCUCCAGAAAGCCAUGGCUGCCAGUCCGGUCGCUGUCGCGCAGAGUCAGGUUGUGGUUCUCGAGCGCAAGGCGAACCCUGGAGGCGAGAAGGCUCGGAAGGCUCGAGGCGACUCGCAGCAACCCCAGGACGGCAAGGACGGCAAGGCGAAGACUGGCGAGAGCAAUGUCGCCGGAUGUGGGACCGGGACCAGCACAGGGACAUCGGGAUCUUCUCGUGGGUCUCGUGGAGGGCGUGGAGGGCGCAAAGGCAAGGGCGAAGGAGAAAAAGGUGAAGGGCCAAAGGGUGCAGGUGCAGGGGCAGGUGCAUCAGAGACGACGAGCAGUGAAGCUAAAUAA